Tetrahymena thermophila SB210 is the source of this 579-nucleotide messenger RNA. Its product is annotated as transmembrane protein, putative. The record is from RefSeq and is a predicted model, not a curated record. The transcript has a single exon. Lineage: Eukaryota; Ciliophora; Oligohymenophorea; Hymenostomatida; Tetrahymenidae.
AUGCUUUUAUUAUUAUUAAUUAAUUAAUUUCUUAUUAUUUUCUUUAUUUUUCCUUCUAAAUAACUAAAUUAUAAUAUAUUUUUUCUUAAAUAUUUAAAAAGCUUUAAAAAAAUUGAUGCAAUUAGUGUAUCAAGCUUAGGUUCUGCAUUAGCAAAUUGCACUAAUCUCUCAAAUUUGAAACUUAGUUUUUCGUAAAAAUAGUUUUAUUGUUUCAAUUCAAUACUCUUUUAAUUUGUUUAUUAGCUUUUAUUUGAUUUACUUUGCUUUUCCUUUUAUUGUACUUGUGUUUUUUCUUUAUUUUUAUCUUUCUUAAUUAUUCUUAAUUAAAGUCAUUUAUUUUUUAUUUUUAACUUAAUCUUUUAUUAUUAUUAAUUAAUUCAUUCAUUUCUUAUUAUUUCAUUUUUUUUUGCUUUUAAAUAACUAAAUAAUAAUUUAUCUUAUCAUCAAUAUUUCAAAAGCCCCAAUACAAUUGAUUCAAUUGGUGCAUCAAGAUUAGGUCCUGCUUUAGCAAAUUGCACUAAUCUCUUAAAUUUGACACUUGAUCUUUAGUAAAAACAGUUUAUUUGCUUUGGAUUGUGA